GAAUAAGAUAAUUCAGAUUUAUUUUAAUUUUUGAUAGAUGUUUUGUAAGACAACGAAACAGCAGGUUCAGGGAGGUCCUAAAAAACAUUUUCCCCUCGGAGAAACAAGACCAUAACUAGUUUCUAAUGAAGACUGGUUUGCUACUUUGAAGUUUGAGGUCCCAGAAAUGUUUUUUUUAGAAAGAGUUUUAUUGUAAGCCAUGUAAGAGCUGGAUUAGUUCUGGAGAAGAUCCUGCAGGGGACAGCUUUGCACUAAUUACGGCAGGAGCUACUUCCAUGUGGGCUUCCUGCUGUGGGUUGCUGAAUGAAGUCAUGGGGACUGGAGCUGUGCGGGGCCAGCAGGCUGGCUUUGGGGGAGGUGCUGGCCCGUUCAGAUUCGCACCAAACACAGACUUCUCAGCAUAUCCAUCUCCAGCUGCAGCGGGUGCUAACAUCGUUUGCAAAGCCUGUGGACUUUCCUUCUCAGUUUUUAGGAAAAAACACGUGUGUUGUGACUGCAAGAAGGAUUUUUGCUCAGUUUGUUCAGUCCUACAAGAGAAUCUCAGAAGAUGUUCCACUUGUCACUUGCUGCAAGAAACAGCCUUUCAGCGACCUCAGUUAAUGAGAUUGAAAGUAAAGGAUCUGCGUCAGUAUCUGAUUCUCAGAAACAUACCAACGGAUACUUGCCGAGAGAAAGAAGACUUGGUGGAUCUGGUGCUGUGCCACCAUGGCUUAGGGUCGGAGGAGGACAUGGACGCUAGCAGCUUGCAUUCGUCACGCUCACAGACUUCGGGGUUUUUUACUCAUCCAUUUUCUAUGUCUGUAUCGGUGUCGUCUCAAGGAGAACUUGCAAACAGAAGGGGAAGCACAGGAAAUGAAACACCUUUACGGGGACAAACAGAAACAUCUUCUAUAAAUAAUGAAGAAGAAGAAAGUGCAGAGGAGCAGACCCCUGGAUUGUCCCGAAAGCGAGCGAGGGCGUCUCUGUCCGACAUUUCAAGUCUGGAAGACAUUGAAGGGUUGAGUGUUCGGCAGCUGAAGGAAAUACUUGCAUGUAAUUUUGUCAACUAUUCAGGAUGCUGUGAAAAAUGGGAACUUGUGGAGAAAGUCAGCAGACUAUACAGAGAGAGUGAGGAAAACCACAAGACACAGGGCGAGAAGAUGCAGCUGAACGACAACGACGACAACCUGUGCCGGAUCUGCAUGGACGCCGUCAUCGACUGCGUCCUGCUGGAGUGCGGCCACAUGGUCACGUGCACCAAGUGCGGGAAGAGGAUGAGCGAGUGCCCCAUCUGCCGCCAGUACGUGGUGCGGGCCGUGCACGUCUUCAAGUCCUAAACCCAGACCAAACCCGGGUUUUAGAGUCGCCCUCUGGGAUUGCUGUGGGCAGGAGUUGCCGACCCUCGGGGCAGGGUGGGGUGGGGGUUGGGGGGUGGGGUGUCAGCUUUUUAGUUCUCGAUUAAACGCGUUUUUCAACAUCAGGUUCUAGAAGUUUGCGAAACGUUUCUCUACGGCUGGGUGGUACCGUGUGUGUACGGUAGUAGCGCUGCCUGACGUACCUUACAAACCCACAAACUGUUCGAGUCAAACUGUUUACAGCAGUUCUUGCUCUCUUCUGAAGAAUAUCACCUCCGAUUGCCACAUUCGGUACUCGACAAGUGGCCAGAAAACAACCUCUCCUGGGCCAUCUUAGUGUGUUACAUCAUCUAGUGCAUUAGAAGCAACAACUAUACUGGUUGAAUAUUCAGCUUUUAUGUAAUUAUAGAAUGUAACUGUUCUGACACUGUCCCUACAACAGUGUUAACAGUAUAAAAUAUGACUGUAGAAAGCACUGCCAUGGACUGUACCUAAGCCCUUAAUUGCUUCCUCCCAACAUCAGUCACCAAAUCCAUCUGUAAAUGCACCAAAAGCUCCGUCCCUUCGCAGGGCUCCACCACGUCCUGUCCAAAUACUGAUUACUAAGUGUUUUUUAGUUUAGGAAUAAAAUAUUUUUUUAAAAAGGGGUAUAGUAAACCAUAUUACUGUGGUCCUUAAUCCACUCCUGCCUGUUGUACCUCUUAAAUCUUACGUGUGAUGAUUGUACUUACUCCCUGUGCCGACAACCUGAUGUUACUGUGAAUACUAACCAGGGUCACCAAGCUCCUCGCUGCUAACCUGGGGAAUGUAGAGUGUUACUCACCUUAAACGGGGACGGAAAUGGGAUUUGUGUAAAACUUGCUCAUGGACUUUUACCCAAGGCUGAGUCACCAUUAACUGCUUCUCCGCCCCCAGCAGCAUGCUGCCGGAGGGGAGGAAGGAGCGACUCUGUCCGGGGGUUUAUCCCUUACGCAGGGUGGAGCUACAGAGCUGCACUUUCUCCUUUUGAUUUCCCCCAUGCUGGGGAAGUACCAGAGCCAGGGAGGGGGUUUGCCGAGGCUGCAGCACCCCCAGCCCUCUCCCCUCUGCUACGCUGGCUCACCCGCUCUCCACUUUUACAUCAAAAACUAAAGCUGGUUUAAAAAAGAGAAAGUAGCUCCUCCUCACAGUAAACACCUUAGAGACCCUGCUGGUUAUUUUUCAGAAGGGAGCAAAACUUCUCAACGGCUUUAUUUUUUAGAAGUAACUUUUUAAUGGUACUUAAUCCCUGGAGUCUCUGCUCAGUGGGUAAACUAACAAAGAAAAACACCCCGGCUGUUACCUCCCUGCUGGUCAUUAGCCACACGAGCUGAAUAAAGGUUGGUGAUGGGCCUUCCC
Molecule: messenger RNA, 2711 nt
Organism: Athene cunicularia (burrowing owl)
Lineage: Eukaryota; Metazoa; Chordata; Aves; Strigiformes; Strigidae
Gene: RNF34
Product: ring finger protein 34
Exons: 6
Coding region: 276-1316 (346 amino acids)
Biological process (GO): proteasome-mediated ubiquitin-dependent protein catabolic process; protein K48-linked ubiquitination; negative regulation of extrinsic apoptotic signaling pathway via death domain receptors
Cellular component (GO): cytoplasm; plasma membrane
Molecular function (GO): ubiquitin protein ligase activity
Source: RefSeq, a predicted model, not a curated record